Molecule: messenger RNA, 3717 nt
Organism: Trichosporon asahii var. asahii CBS 2479
Lineage: Eukaryota; Fungi; Basidiomycota; Tremellomycetes; Trichosporonales; Trichosporonaceae
Exons: 10
Coding region: 1-3717 (1238 amino acids)
Biological process (GO): phosphatidylinositol dephosphorylation
Cellular component (GO): endoplasmic reticulum
Molecular function (GO): phosphatidylinositol-4-phosphate phosphatase activity
Source: RefSeq, a predicted model, not a curated record
AUGUCGUCCCCCUCAACACCAGUGGCGACACCAAUGCUCAAGCACCUUCCCCCGCGGUUGACCGUCCCGCCCCUUCCUCCACAGCUGCACAGGCGACUGCGGGUACGAGCCAUCGACGAUGGUCUUCUCCUCUACCCUGGCACCAACUCUGAGCCGGAGGACGCCGUCCUUAUCCGGUACGGUAUCAAGGCAAAGGUCGAGGCUUUCGCCGUUCCGCCAGCAGACGAGUCGCUGGAGGGCGAGGUCGAGCUCGGAGGCGUUGUCGCCGCGUAUCUCGUUGUCUUCUUGCCCGCGAAGAAGCCGCCGACAAGCAUCUUUCCUGGAGAUAACGGUAUCACGCCGACCGAUGUCACGCACGAGGUCAACACGCUCACCGAUGUUUACGCUAUUCCAUUGAUCAAGGAACGGGCCGAGAGGCACCUCGGUCAGAUGUCACGCAUCCUUCGUGUGCCCAAAGCACCGAAGUCGAAGGCUAAGACUUCGCCAAAGCCCAAGCAGAAGCCUCCAGCACUCAACCUGAAGUGGCCGUGGCAGGCUGGAGCGUCGUCGGCCACGUCCGACGAUGACGGCAGCAGCUCAGACGCAGAGUCGAGCUCAGAAGACGAUGAAUCCGACAUCGAGGCUCGGCGACGGCGGUCUUCGUCUGUUGCACCUGAAGCCGACGAGGACCUGCCGACACUGCCGCCAGCUGUCGACGAUUCGGCGGAGAGCCGCAUGAAGAAGCGCUUCUCCUUAGGAUGGGGCAAAUUUACUCCCAAAUUGGGCAAGGCGAAGCCGAAAGACAAGAUCCCGCCAGCGAAGGAGUCGGCAACAGAAGUGAGGGAGGAGCAGCCCGAAGACCCUGUUGGUGACGUCGAGCCUGAGGACGUGGCGGACGCACACGACGACGAGGGCGGUAUCGAGAUGACGUCCCCUGGGCUCAAGGUCCCAAAGACCGACAGCGCUGCCCCAAGUUCGGCACCCAGCCGAGCAACGACGCCAGUACCGAAGCCCGCUCUCGACGUGCCUGCCCGCCUCGAGCUCGAGUCCAAGAUCAUGAAGCAGAUCACGCGUGAGCUUGGCUCUGGCGAGUUCUACUACUCUUACGACUUCGAUCUGUCUCACACUCUGCAGGACAAGCGGAAGCGACUUGCUCGCGGGCAGAAGAGCGGCGCACUUCUCGAGGGUCUGCUGUCAAGCGCGAAUCCGACGUCCGAGUUCUUCGACAACACACCGUCGGAGACUGAUCGGAAGCUCCACAGCGACCCGCCAUCCCCCGGAGGCUCUGUGAAGUCUGCCAAGUCGACGAGAACGACCGGCUCGGAGAUCAUUGAACCCGACAUCCAUGUGCCGCUCUGGCGGAGGACGGACCGGCGGUUCUUCUGGAACGAGAGCCUCGCUCGCGACUUCAUCGAGCUCGGCCUGCACGGCUACGUCCUUCCCAUCUUGCAGGGUUAUGUGCAAGCAUCGCAGUUCACUGUCCCAAUCCCGCCAUCGCCUGUCGACGAGGCGAAGCUGCUCGAGCCGCCCGCGCCGGUGCCCGUCGACAUCGUGCUGAUCUCUCGGAGAAGCAAAGACCGCGCCGGUCUGCGUUACCAGCGUCGCGGUAUCGACGAUGAGGGGCAUGUUGCCAACUUUGUUGAGACGGAGAUGCUCGUCCGUGCCAAGGUCGGAGGCAAGGUGUCAAUGUUCAGCUUCGUGCAGAUCCGCGGAUCGAUUCCUUUGAAGUGGAGCCAGACACCGUGGUCCAUGAAGCCGCCGCCCGUGCUCGACCAGCCAGUUGACCAGACAUACUCAGUUGCAAACCUGCACUUUGAUGACCUUCGCAAGCGGUACGGUCCAGUUACGGGCAAGGAGGCGCCGGUGACAAACGGCUACGGCGAGCUCGUGGAUAGCCUCGAGCGCCCCGACCUCACCUACGUCCCCUUCGACUUCCACGCCAAGUGCCAUGGGAUGAAGUGGGAGCACAUCUCGGAGCUUGUCAAUGAACUCGACUUCACUGACAUGGGCUACCUCUGGCUCCUGCAGGGCGAUGAGCUGACGUCCAGCUGCAUCGACUGCUUGGACCGAACAAAUGUUGUACAGUCUGCACUUGCACGACACGUCCUGAAGCAGAUGCUGCUGCAACUGGGCAUCACGGUUGACCCGAAGACUUGUGAUGUCGAGUCGGUUUUCAACGACACUCUGAAGGGAGACUUUGUGCGCACCGGCAAGCGUGACCUGCAGGGCAUGCUCGCUCAGUCCUCCGCCCGUGUGCUCGAUAACGGCGAGCAGCGAAUCGGUGGCUGGACCCUGCUCUCGCCCGCUGAGCGGAACACAAAGCUGAGUCCGAAGCUGGAGGAGAAGGUGCUCCUUCUGCUGGCGUUGUACGUGGUGUCGUUCAACUACUCGCUCGAGAAGGUCAACGAGUUCACGCGCAUCCCGCUCAAGUCGAUAACGUCGCUGCAGAAGGGCGCGUAUAUCCUUUCGGCGUUGCAGGAGGCGGGACGUGACCCGACCGAGAACGCGGGCUUCGUCGUGACUUUCGCGGCUGCCGACGAGUCGACGCGGUACAGCACAUACUCGCUCGACAACACGGUCGCGACGCCCCCGACGCCAACAUCCACCAUCUCCCAAGCUUCCACGACAACAGGAACCGAUCCCUUAAAGUCCGAGACGAAGCGCAACCGUGCGCGUACUCUGAGCUUCAAGCGCAAGUCGAUCAUGAAGCUCGCGGACGUGGACCCCGACACCUCUGAGUUCUUCGCGUUCAAGGCGCUGCCGCGCGAGUUCGUCGCCCAGCCACACCCCGAGGACGACGAGGACGAAGAGUUCACCCUGGAGCAGAACGAGACGUGCAUGGCCACGGUCGAUCGCAUCGUGAAGCGUAUCCGCGAGCAGUGCGCAAAGGUGCACAAGGUGCCUGACGACUUCGUCGUCGAUAAGGACGUUGUCAGCGUCGCGGACGCUGAGAACGCCACGUCCCUCCUUGCCCGCAUGGACUAUGCUGUGAAGCGGUUCCUGCCUAGGAGCUGCGCCCGUGGAGGCUCGAGAAGGGGAAGACAGAUCACGAGGGGUUGCCCCUCGGUAGAGCAUGCCAACCUUCUCGGAUCGAUCGCGCUCUUCUCGAUCUUCCAGACCCCGAUCGAUCAACUUAGCCAGGCUAUUCCUGUCCAUCGCGACAACUUCUGCGAUUCGACUCGGAAGAACGAACGUCGCAAGCGCAUUCCACCUGCUCACGACUCAGCGUACAUAACCGGCCCCUCUCGCCCACUCGGAUAUCCCAUCAUCGCCCACGACUUUGCCGCCAUGUCCUUCCACGAUCUCGGCCGCUCUCCUCUCAGCCCCCCGCGCUCUGUGGGCACCACCUCCAGCGGCUCGCAGCGGAGCAACCCCUCGCCCACCCGCGGCCGUGCCGGCUCGGUCGACCCCUCGAGCUCUCCCUCGCGCGCCCCACAGCCUACCCGCGGCAAGCUGAGCCCCACACAGCGCGCCCAGCUGUACUACAUGCGCAUCAACGAGCAGUCAAUCUACGAGGGCGGCGUCCUGCGCGCGUUCCAGUGGAAGAUCCUGCACCCCGACGAGCCCGAGGCGAAGGAGCUCUUCCUCCAGUUCCGCAAGAUGAUCUCGGCCGACGUGCCCUACAAGGACAGGGACAGCGAGGUCGAGAAGCGCGAGGCGGGCGAGAUGUGGGCUGAGCUCACGAGGAUUAUCGCGGCCGAGGUCGAGGAGAGGGAGAGAAAGAAGAAUGUGGGUUGA